Molecule: messenger RNA, 6265 nt
Organism: Pyrenophora tritici-repentis Pt-1C-BFP
Lineage: Eukaryota; Fungi; Ascomycota; Dothideomycetes; Pleosporales; Pleosporaceae
Source: RefSeq, a predicted model, not a curated record
GCCCAAGCAAUACCCAAACUAGAGCAAACGCCCUAACGCCAUAGUCUGUAUACUAGAACCUGCCUCAUGUUGCGUAACGAGCCUCCGCAUGGCUUCUCUUCGCUCAAUUGGGGUUCACAAACCCGCAGCGCUGCAGUAUCUGGUGCAAGAAGGCAUCCUCACCGAAGAUAGUACCGACCGCGACUAUAUCUGGGACACGUACGCCGACGAAGGCCCCGAUGGCCCUACCGACGAACUUGUUACAACCGAAUAUCACGUUAUCUGGACCCGGGGCGGAGUGGUGCGCAAGAUCUUCAAUUUCAGCGUGGAGAAAGAGAAGGUCAAACAGGCUCUCUUGACAUGGUUCCUGGUCGAUGAGACCUCACAUGGUGCCACUGAAACAGCAGAAAGUGGGGUUGGACAUAACGGGAUCAAUCAGUUCAAAAGCUUCCUGACCCAAGGCACACAGCCUGCCACGAACCCACUUGCGCCGGUCGAGACUGCGCCGCCGACAGUCGAGGUCCCAUCGCGUGCUCUGGUCGUCUUCCUCAAGUCGCAAGCACAUGUCUUCUUUCUCUCGGGCACAACACAUAUCGUCAACCUUCCCUUCGAGGUGGACAAGGCUUUUCCUGCAGCUCGCGGUGUCGUUGUGCAAAGGAAACUUGCACCUACACAGCCUGCGCCUACCAGUCCGCAGCUACCUUCGGCCCCAGUCAGUUCAUUCGCUACGAACAAUCAAUCGUUUAUUUCCCACCAGUUUUCCCUCUCUCAGAGCUUCUCGCAAUCCCACCGUCGGCAUGGCUCAUCACUCAGUGGAACGCGACAUGGCAAGUCCCGUCUGUCAGGCACAGCCACGUUCCUGGAUGACUUUAUCAACCCGUCUGCGCCCUUGAAUCCGGAAGCGAUACCUAGGCUAUAUUCAUUCACUGAUCCGCUAUCGGAACUUGGAUUAGUAGUCAAUGUCGUCUCGGUUGGUGAGCGCAGCAGUCUACUGAGCACGCACACGACUAGUCACCGGCGACUGGAAGCUAUCGACAAAGCCGAAGACAUCAUUUAUGUGUCUCCGCGGAAUGAGCUUCUCUUUGAUCGAAGUGGGAAUGAUAAGCCCCUCCUUUUAGUAGUCACAGCGAACCACGAGACGAAUGUAUUUACCAUCUGGUCUGCGGCAUACCUUGAGCCAAAAUCAAUAUCAAGUUCUCGCAAAACACACGUCUCCAUACCAGUAUCAAAACCUAGAAGGCGCAGUUCCUACGGCUCCACUGCUCCAGGGACAGGCGCAACUACACCAGCAAUGCGUGGGGUUGACAGACUGAGAGAAAGCCUCGGUGGAGGUCCACGCAGGAAAAAUCAGCCUCCGUCAUUCAAGAUCACAGGCAAAGAACGUCUGUCUGACCAGGCAGUGGAUGACGCUCUUGCUUCACAACUGAACCCUGACUCCGAGCUGAACCGUCAACCCAAAGGAUCGAGACGCGUGAGCUCAUUACUUUCUCGCGCUGACCUGUCAACUAGCUUUGACAGGAGCGCAUUCCAAGAUAUGGCAACGUCACGCAAUAGUCUAGGCGGAAGCUUUUCACAAAGCUUCAACGCAAGUCAACGAAGCCGACACUCGUUAGGCCACGACCGGACUAGUUUUGGUGGUCUCUCGCAAUCACGUAACCGAGCAUCCACACCUGGUAGUGUAACUUCUCGAAUGAGCUUAGGCGCGGUAUCAAUCGACGAUACGCUAGACGAUCUCAUGGAUGAGGACACUUUCGACACUAUAGAGGACUACGACGAGCUUGACGAUUUGUACGCCCCGCCUGAUGCAAAAGGUGGGCCUCGGCCGGGCGAGGGGCUUCACAAAGAGUUGGUUGUUAGCGUAGUUGCAGAGGUACCUGUCACACAGUACCUAAAGAAUGGGCUGUUUACCCUGAGUAAUUCUUCGGGUUCGCAGCAUGAUACCCAGCCCAAGGUGCUUGCACUCAAUGCUCCGUUCAACUCGGCGACGCUUCACGAGAGAAAGCUGUACCUGUACAUAUCGCAUCCAUCACUGCAACUUCCGCUUGAAUGUGAGCUUGUGGUUACACGAAAAAGGCUAUCUCCGUCAGCAUCAGCAGCCCAGUCUCAAUCGAAUAGCGCUGCUCCACGCUAUGCUUGUGUUCCAAAGUUUGUCGACAGCCGAUUGCUAAACGACACACUAGACUUAGCAAAGAUCAGCGACGGCCACGUCGAGCGCGUCGUUCAGCUCAUCUCAACAAACCCCCAGGAACCUUGCUUAUCAUUGACAGCUGGAUGGGGUAGUCACCUACCAAUAAAGCAUAGCUUGGGUACAAUGAAGUUACACGACCCGUAUGCCAUACUUCAGCAUGAACAGACACGAACAACUGCGGGAUCAAAACGGAACAUCAAAGCCAGUACGCCACUGAAGCGGGUGUUUUCCCUUGGGCCGAAUGGAAAGCUUGAGGUAAUUGAUGGUGAUCUGCGUCGGCAUCGCAUCCAGCUACGCCUAUCGCCUUCAGAUGGUUAUGUAGCAGAACUAUUUCGAGUACUGUCAACCGUCCUGCCAAACUAUGCAGGGGACUUUCUCUUGGAAAUAUGGUGGAACAUACGCAAAUCAUUUGCAGAUGAGUUUGACGAACAAACGACCGCAGACUGGAUAGCAUUCGUAGCGACAUUAUUCACUCUCGCUGUUCCGUUUGUCGACGAGAAGAAGACAAAACCAAACACUCGGGCAAAGCCUGUACAGCGAAGAAGUUCAGGACGCCCUUCAAGUCAAGCUAAGCCAGAUGAGCUUAUUGAUGAUGACGACUCUGCAUGGCGGUUGAUGUGUCGUCGUCAGACCUCGAAAGCACAUGCGAAGAGCUGGGAAACAUCACCAUGGGCCUGGGCUUUACACUCAAGCCCGAAAUCGACUACAAUGAGUCCGUCCGCGAAACGUGGGGCACCGCAAUACCAACCGCCAACAAUUGUGCAGCAAAUCAGUGUUAAGGAUAUUACAAUCCCUACUUGUCUUGAUCUUGCUCGCCAAUACGUUCAAUCACCUAUAGGAAAAGCUACGAAUGAUCAUUGGAGGCGAUUGUCUCCAUCUGAAAAGCAGGACCUUCGCAUUUCGUCUCUUUCAGAGAUUGUUGUCUCGCUACAUCUCUUCCGCGAAGAGCGUAAGUUGAAUGCAGUGUGCCAGGACUUUACUGGUACUCAGCCUGGCAAUCUCGCACCUGUGUUGGCGCAGAUCGGCCACUGGCUACAUUGGGAUGCGUGGGACUGGAGACAGGGUAAUUUCUUUGACCUUGAUGGCGGGUCCAGUCUGGACUGGACAUAUGAAGAGUCCACGCUAACCAGCAAGGUGCGGGUGCAUUCACAGCCUUGGGAUGCACCACCUUCCAUAUUGGAGUGGCUGGGCUCUGUAACAGGUUCUCAGCACUAUGCUCCAUUUCCUACUCUAGCGAUGCUUAUUCGAAAGUCGAAAGCCUCUCCACACUCUUCCAUCAACAUCGACGAGAUCAUAGCAGGCGUCACGCCCAGGACCGUCGCUUUACAUAAAUUUUUCCGGGAUAUUGACCCUGCUUCAAGCCCGAGGAGAGUGGUAGAACUGAUCCAAAGCUGCGAUAUCAGUCCUGAGAUGUUGGCAACGCUCCCAGAAGCUGCAAAAGCUCCACUUAUGGAAGCGAUUACAAGAUGCCAAGCGAACCCGCCUACGACGUGGUCAAGCUCACUGCUGAAACUUGUGCAACGAGAGGACUUGGAUCUUAGUCUUACGCCGACUAGAGACUUUGCGCAUGAUAGCCACCUCAAUUCCUCUGGAGGUGCACUUCAUGCCAUUGGAACUACGCGUGACGUCCAUACCUUAUGUCAGGGCGCUGACCGCUUGGAGCCAAUUCAAUCAACAGCUGAAGUGGAUCGUCACUACAUCACACGUUUGAUCUUCCGUGAAGACAGACGGUUCAUGGAGGCCUACACACUACUUGAACCUUUGCGGCAGACUAUUGCCGAGUACAAAGCCGACAGUAGGCAGGAUGACGCCGCAAUGCUCGAAGGGCAAAAGGCACUCAUGCAGUGGGUCAUGAUCCGAACGUUUUCCCUUCCAGUCGGCAGCUCCAUGAUCAAGUUCAGUAGCAAGAAGCCACUGUUAACGGAGAGAUACCCACUGUAUGGCUUCUCUACGUCAUGUCUUAUGAAGCCAAUGGGGAACGUUGUCACUGCUGAACGCCAGAACUACACGGAGGAGAAGUACUUCUGGCCUUUCUUCAACGCAGGUGCUGCUGCUGGUCUGAGCAUCUCGCGGGAUGCGCAGGGCAUUGACACUUCAUGGAUCAUGUACAACAAACCUGCAGAGCUAACCAACAAGCAUGCAGGUCUUCUACUUGGGCUGGGAUUGAAUGGGCACUUGAGGGAGAUUGCCAAGUGGUUGUCAUUCAAGUAUCUUACACCAAAGCAUACGAUGACGUCGGUGGGCCUACUCCUAGGGCUCGCUGCUUCGUUUAUGGGCACCAUGGAUACGCUCGUCACUCGACUGCUGUCAGUCCAUGUUACUAGGAUGCUACCAGCAGGAGCAGCAGAGUUGAACUUGUCGCCGUACACACAGACGACUGGCCUCAUGGGCAUCGGGCUACUCUACUACAACACUCAGCAUCGUCGUAUGAGUGAGGUAAUGCUCUCCGAAAUUGAGCAUGUGGAGAUUCCAGACCCAUCUGAGCCACCAGAUACCCUUCGUGAUGAAGCUUACAGACUGGCUGCUGGUUUUGCACUAGGCUUUAUCAACCUAGGAAAGGGAAAAGAUCUACGUGGUCUUCAUGACAUGCGCAUUGUGGAACGCCUCAUGACAGUCGCUGUUGCGCCCAAGCCAGUUAAUGUUGUUCACAUCCUCGACCAAGCAACCGCCGGAGCGGUUAUAGCCGUUGCCCUUAUCUUCAUGAAAACGCACGAUAAAACAGUUGCCCGCAAGAUAGACAUCCCAGACACGCUCCCGCAGUUCGACUACGUUCGCCCCGACAUCUUUCUUCUUCGAACUCUCGCCAAGCACCUCAUCAUGUGGGACAACAUUGAGGCAAAUGACGCCUGGAUAAUCAAGAACCUUCCCGUCGAGUAUCGCGAAGCCUGGGAUCUCAAAGGCAUCACCCGACUACGCAGCGAGCAGAUGCCUUUCUACAACAUCCUCGCUGGUCUUCUAUGGAGCGUAAGUCUGAAACACGCUGGCACUGGAGAUAUCCAAGUCCGAGAUUUCCUAAUCCGGUACUUGGACCAAUUGAUCCGCAUCAACAAACUGGCCGCCGUACGUUACGAUUCCAAGCUAUCAAAGAACACAGUGCGAAACUGUCAAGACCUCAUCGCACUCGCCGCCGCGACCGUCAUGGCAGGAACAGGCGACCUAGAUGUAUUCCGCCGUCUACGUGGCCUCCACGGAAGAAUUGGUCAAGACAUACCCUACGGCUCCCAUCUCGCCGCCCAUAUGGCCUUCGGCACCCUCUUCAUCGCCGGCGGCACACAAACCUUCAGCCGCAGCAACAAAGCCAUUGCCAGUUUAAUUUGCGCCUUCUACCCCAUCUUCCCCUCUGACGUCCAAGACUCAAAAGCUCAUCUCCAAGCCUUCCGCCACUUCUGGGUUCUAGCCGCCGAACCGCGAUGCCUCGUCGUGCGGGACGUAGAUACAGGAAAAGCAAUCUCAAUGCCCAUUACUGUUACCUUGAAACCUACUCCCACCACUCGUAUCGAUAACGGUGACGGUGCAGCAGAGUCAACAAAGAAAACUCUAACAGCACCCUGUCUCCUCCCGGAACUUCACCUCAUCAGCAAACUAGAAACAGCAGACCAAACAUACUGGCCCACGACCCUAGAUUUCGUAAACAACCCCCUCCACCUCCGCUUCUUCCACGCAAACCAUCAAACACUAAACGUUCGCCGCCGCUCCGCUCACGACACCUACGCCACCGCUUUCAGCGCCACGCUCGUCGCCCUCAACGAGGCGCAGUCAAGUCGAACAUCGCAGCUACUGUUCCAUUGGGUCUUCACACUACCUGCGCUGCGCAUGUUUGUUUCGGCGAGUGAUGCUGGGUUGAUUUUGCCGCUGGAUGCACAGUCGAGGUCUUGGCUUGAUCCUGGGGCUACGGUUGUGGAGUCGAGGUUGGUCCUGGGGAGGCUGGCGAAGAGCUGGAAGGCGGGUGAGUUGAGGGAAUUGAGGGGUGUGUUUGAGUGGGCGGAUGGGGCGUCCAGGGGGGAUGGUCGGUUGAGAUGGUUGGGGAGGGAGGUUGUGGAGAGGAUUAGGGCGGGGGUUUUGGAGAGGGGGAGGGCGAUGGGUGGGGGUGGGGGUUAG